AUGGAGGGCAGUUGGUGGAACGAUGCCAUCAGGGAUGAGGAUGAAGACCUGAUCCAGGACCUUCUGGAUUCGAGUAGCGAGGAUGAACCCCUUCGGCGAUGGGGGGGAUCGGUUGCGGGAAAGGCGCCCAACAUCGAACGAGGCAGGAUUGAAGCUAGUAAUCGUUUGUACAACCAGUACUUUUCCCCAGACUCGACAUACACAUCCGCACAGUUCCAGCGCCGCUUUCGACUUUCCCGAACGGUUUUCGAUAGAGUUCAUAGCGCACUCGCCCUAGAGCAUUUUGUUCGCGGUGUGUCUCAUUGUUUUGCCUCGGAGUAUCUGCGAGCACCUACGCUAGCGGAUCUGAAGCGUCUAUUGUCUCAAUCGCAAGAGCGGGGAUUUCCAGGUAUACUUGGCAGCAUGGAAUGCUGCAAGUGGAUGUGGAAAAACUGCCCCACGGCAUGGCAUGGUCAGUUUCAGGGGAAGGAGAGAGAUCCGGCAGUGACUUUAGAGGCUGUGACAGACCAUUCUUUAUGGAUAUGGCACGCUUUCUUCGGCAUUCCCGGAUCCGCGAAUGAUGUUAAUGUGCUCGAGGCAUCCUCUUUACUUAACAAGAUAGCUACCGGCGAGUACCCUCCCCCGAUUGAAUACACUAUCGCAGGGAAGAGGCGGAACAUUCCAUACUGGCUAGCGGAUGGUGUCUAUCCGAGAUGGCCUUCGUCUGUGCAAACUGUAUUGGAACCGAGAACCAGCAAGGAGAAGUGUAUGUCUCGCAACCAGGAGCAUGCUAGAAAGGAUGUAGAGCGCGCGUUUGGGGUUUUACAAGCGAAAUGGCACAUUAUUGCACGCCUUAGUCGCUUCUGGUCGAAACAAAUCAUGAAAGAGGUCAUUGAGUGCUGCAUUAUCCUCCAUAACAUGAUGGUAGAAAAUCGUAAGAACUGUGACAGUGACGAUGCACAGAGCGAUGACGAAUUACAAUGUGAUGCGGUCGUUGGGAAUUCAGCAAAGCCCAUGUGGUCGUGUCUGCAGCGUAGCGGCGCUCAAAACACCACCGUCCCACCCCCAGGAUCUCUAGCUGCUCUUUUCGAGACCAACAGGCUUCUAAAACAUCGAGAGGAGUACUUUACUACACAAAGGCUCAUCAUGGAUCAUCUCUGGGACUUCGAAGGAAAGCAAAUCUAA
This is a messenger RNA of Chondrus crispus (carragheen), 1164 nucleotides long. RefSeq lists its product as hypothetical. Lineage: Eukaryota; Rhodophyta; Florideophyceae; Gigartinales; Gigartinaceae. The record is from RefSeq and is a predicted model, not a curated record. The transcript has 2 exons. Bases 1 to 1164 code for a protein of 387 amino acids.